AUGCAAAAAAGGGCACAAGAAUCCGGCUCACAUAGUUUAUGCAAAGCCGCCACGCCAAUCCACGCCAGCGUCCCCGGCGACCGCUACAUUCCCCCUACCGCCUUCCACCCCCAUGGCAGCAGGCAAAAGCGCUCGCACCGGCUCCCCGCGAAGGGAGUCUCAAAGAGAACACGCACCGGAGAUUGCCCCUCCUCCAACCGCUUCUCCAAAGAGGAAUCCGCUUCUCCCUUGUUUGGGAAACCGCCAGCUCCCCCAUCGGGUGACGCGCAGGGCGGGAGUCAGGUUCCAUUCCACGCCCCCACCGAGCCGAAGAAGCUACCACUAAGGAAUCCACGGCGCGAGAGAUUUCGCUUCUCGUCGGCGCGGGCAGAGGCGGAAAGGCAGCGAGAAAACAAAAUAAAAAAAGGCCCCGACACGCGGCGCCACCCAAAAAAUAGCCCGCUCGCCGCCGUCCAAGGCCGACAGCAAGCCGCAGGGACCAAAUACUGA
Trypanosoma conorhini is the source of this 489-nucleotide messenger RNA. RefSeq lists its product as uncharacterized. The record is from RefSeq and is a predicted model, not a curated record. Bases 1 to 489 code for a protein of 162 amino acids. The transcript has a single exon. Lineage: Eukaryota; Euglenozoa; Kinetoplastea; Trypanosomatida; Trypanosomatidae.